UCAUUUAAGUAGAGCCUUGGAGUAACUUUCCCCUUCUAAAUUAAAUAGGUUCCCAUUUUGGCCACUUUUUGGCUACCAUGAGCGAACCAUUAUCGGGCCCCUGGCUGAGAUUCAUCUACAAUGGCGUGCUGCUCGGCACCUCGGUAAUGUCUGCCCGGAAAAUGGACCUGGAGCAGCACCCUUUCGCCCUGGCUGCCUGCGUUGUGGGCGGCGUGUCGGCUAUAGUUGGCCUGCUCCGGGUCCUCUUUGCCAGCGGUCAGCCGGAGGAGUGCCGAAAGAUGAGGGACAUCACCCAUGGAGUCCUGGAACUGGUUCCCCUGCCUCUGGCCAAUAUGAAUCUAUAUUUAAAAAGCACUGGCUGGAGUCCCAUAGCCCUGGGUCAUUCAUUCUUCAUAAUUGCGCUGAUGUGCGACAUGAGCUGUUGCCUGGCGAAGGAGCGGCAGGACUGCGAGAUGAGUGACAGCCUGAAGAACCUAACGGUAUUGGGCAAUAUAGUGUCUCUGGGAUUCCUGGCCUUUGUAGAACGGAACUCCCUCUAUCUGCGCAUGAUGAUGGUCAUGAUUGUGGUCAAAUAUGGCACUAUACUGGUGGACAGCAUGAAGGAGAACGCUGGCGAGGAUCUGCAGGUGUGUGGCACGGCACUUUUUAUCUACCUACUGGGCAAGGCCAUGGAUAGCGCCGGCACCUGAUCCUGGACUUAACCCCUGCAGGGCCCUGGCUGGCUGGUAUACAUAUGUAUAUUUGUAACGCUUCAAGGGUUUCCAGGUCUCGGUUAAUUUUCCAUGAAUCGACUUUUAGUCCGUAUUAAAUUUCAUUUCGGUGGCUUUUCAA
This is a messenger RNA of Drosophila bipectinata, 831 nucleotides long. RefSeq lists its product as uncharacterized. NCBI's taxonomy places the organism in Eukaryota, Metazoa, Arthropoda, Insecta, Diptera, Drosophilidae. The record is from RefSeq and is a predicted model, not a curated record.